AUGAAAACCGCAUUAGCUAUUAUUUUCGUUGUCCGUCUUGGUGCCUGUUUGGCCACAGAUUAUCGUUUAGCAUUCAUUGAUCAAUUACUUGAACAACGACAGUUAGCAGCACAAUCAAUGUUAAACUUGCUUUCACAACAAUUACAAAAUUUAGCUAACAGUUUAGAUAAUUUAUUAGAACAACUCAUCGGUGGAUUCAUAAAUCAACUCAGUGGUACAUUGGGAAGUAUCCUCAAUCUCUCCAGUAUCCUCGGUGGUCGCGGAAGUGAUUUUCUUUCAACAAGCUUCGAUGACUUCUUUCAAUCAAUCAGUGAUGCCCUUGGUGGUUUAGGAGACUACUUCGUAAAUCAACGUUUAUCAGCAGUUUUAGGAGCUAUUUGUGGUGGGUGUAGUAUUCAAGAUAUCUCAGAUGCUGGACAAACUGCCCUAUCCGGUAUCGUUAAUAACUUAACAGGUGUUGUUAGUGAACCUUUAGCUGGAUUAAAACCACACUAG
Molecule: messenger RNA, 495 nt
Organism: Didymodactylos carnosus
Lineage: Eukaryota; Metazoa; Rotifera; Eurotatoria; Philodinida; Philodinidae
Source: the annotation of a GenBank genome assembly